ACUCCAGUUUCUAUCUUACAGAACUAAAAUUAAGGAUGUCGAUGCAACUUGAUUCCAAUUUGCACAUCCUCGAGUUUAUUCGAAACCAUCUACUCUUUGAUGAUCUCUUGCAGACUUUUCCUGGCGAUAAUUACCAACAUCCUUUUAGUUGUUCAAACUUUAACACCGAUGAGCAGAGAGUUCUUGAAGGUUCACAUGAAUCAUCCAUAAGCAUGGAAGAAAAGUCAAGCUUCUUUGCGGCAGUUUGUUCAUCAAAUUCAUCGGAUAGCUUGAUUUGUCCAAAUAUUAUGGAUGAUCAAGUUCAAGACUUGGUAAAUCUGAAUGAUUUUAAUAUACCCAGCAUUAAUUUGGAUGAUCAUGGUGUCGGAAUUCAUCCGGUCGCGAAUUCAUCUCAUAGCCAUCACAGCAACCCGCAAGUAUUUCCAAACACCAAUAUAGAGUUGGCUGAAAUUCCAACCAUUUCCGAAGAAAUCCAACCGGAGGUUUCUCCAGCCACUUUUACAAGCCUUCCCAGCAUUAGUUAUAGCACGGAGAGAGCUGUAAACAAGCCAUUAAACUGGGAUUUCUCAACGGGUCACGUGGUCGCGAUCGGAGACGGAGUGGUUUCUGGUGACAAGGACAACCGAGCUCCACCAACUGUAAAGGAGGUUUUAUCAGAUGGGGUUGACAACCAAGCUCAAAGGCUACCAUCGCUGCCAGGCAUGAGGUACAGAGGGGUAAGACAACGUCCAUGGGGAAAAUUCACGGCUGAGAUGCGAAAUCCAGAAAAGAAAGGUUCGAGGUUGUGGCUAGGGACCUACGAGACCCCAGAAGAAGCAGCCAUGGCGUAUGAUCGAGCCGCCUUUAAGCACCGUGGAUCUCAAGCUUUGCUUAACUUCCCACAUUUGAUCGGCAAACACAAAGAAAUCCCCAAAAAGUUGGUCACGAGAAAGAGAUCUUCCACAACAUUGGAGCCAUCAUCUUCUUCGUCAUCUUCAGAGUCAUCAAGAAACAAGAGUAGUAAGAGGAGGAUAACUUGUGGUAUCUAGUGUUACUAAAGCAACUGCUUUUGUCCAAAACUUGUUCAUAAUAACACAUCAUGAAUUCUCGUUUACC
Molecule: messenger RNA, 1095 nt
Organism: Cynara cardunculus var. scolymus (artichoke)
Lineage: Eukaryota; Viridiplantae; Streptophyta; Magnoliopsida; Asterales; Asteraceae
Product: ethylene-responsive transcription factor 2-like
Exons: 1
Coding region: 36-1028 (330 amino acids)
Biological process (GO): ethylene-activated signaling pathway; regulation of DNA-templated transcription
Molecular function (GO): DNA-binding transcription factor activity; DNA binding
Source: RefSeq, a predicted model, not a curated record